This is a messenger RNA of Saccharomyces paradoxus, 963 nucleotides long. RefSeq names its product Mrx19p (gene MRX19). Lineage: Eukaryota; Fungi; Ascomycota; Saccharomycetes; Saccharomycetales; Saccharomycetaceae. Gene Ontology annotation, biological process: potassium ion transport; proton transmembrane transport. The transcript has a single exon. The record is from RefSeq and is a predicted model, not a curated record. Bases 1 to 963 code for a protein of 320 amino acids. Gene Ontology annotation, cellular component: mitochondrial inner membrane.
AUGAUACCUUCGAUCUUUAUAGCACCAAGAAGCAUUAGUGCCACUUCUCGACUGUGCUAUGGACUGAGGGCGUAUUCAACAAAACUUGAAAAGGCUUCACUCCAAAAAUAUCUGCGUGAUCCUGUUAAAGUGACUGUGAUACCAAUAACGGACAAAGAAUCAUUCGUUUACUAUAAACAUUCCGAUAACCUUUUUAAUAGCCAGUCUAGAAUACUAAAAACAGAAAAGUGGAUUGUUGAGAAAUCAGUGAAGCUUUGGAGAAAACUGAAAAAGUCUCCUAAAUCGUAUAAUAAAAAAAUAGUGUCCAUGGUCCAAUCUUUGCUAAAUAGUACGCCGUGGUCAGAAAAUAGUUUGUUAACCAUACCAAGUGAAAGCUAUAUUUUGAAGAGAAUUAAGGGCGAGACGGAUAAGGCGCAAGAGAUUCGACUUACCUUGAAAGAUUAUACAGUAAAAGCAGAAAAAGUUGAUACUCAACCCUUACAUGUUUAUUAUCCCUCUGGAAUCUCUAAUCCGGAAGACUGUUUGAAGCAAAUGAAAAAGCUCUACCAAGAAGGCUUAGCUUAUCACAAAAAAUGGACUUUAUAUUGCCUUUUAGGUCUCCCGCUAACCAUUCCUUUAAUUUUAAUACCCCUUAUACCAAACGUUCCUGGGUUUUACCUAUCUUACAGAGCUUAUGUUAAUAUCAAGGCUUAUCUUGGUGCCAAGCAUUUGAAAAGCCUAUUGGAAAGUUCAAAACAAACCUUAGAAUUCAGAGAAUUGUUGGGAUAUGCAGAAGUAUAUAAACGUGGGAACAGCAGCUGUACGCGGGGCAUACAAGAAGGGUCAAAUGGUGCACCAGAAUUACUACUUAACAAGAAAACUCUUCCUUUGAUUUUAGAUUUCUUAAAGGUUCACGAACUGGAAGGCGACUUGAACAAGGUCAUUCUUCAAAAAUCGAAAUCUCAUGGGGAAAACAAUAGUUAA